GAGAAAAGACCAGUAAGGAACUCCUGCCUUUCCAGUGAGUACUAUACAUCUGUCUGAAGGGACGAACUAACGAGAUUGCUGAAGAAAUACCCCGUGUAACAUUAGCAGUCUGAAAUCUUUAGCUUGUAUCCAAAAGCCUGUUUUCUCAUCUGUUUCCUGCAUCACUCAUUUAGUUUUUUGACUGAAGAAAAAGAAAUCAAGAAAAGAUGGACUGGAAUGUAAGAUCAUUCCAGAAUGCUGAUGCAAAAAACAACCUACAGAGUGAAGAAGCACGUUAUACUCAGUUGCUUUCUAAUACACAUGCUUUUCCUCAGACAAAUGCCUGUUCUUCUAAAAAUGCAUGCACUUAUGCUGGAAAUAACCAGGUGGUGUAUAUGCCAACUAGCAAUGCUGCUUUCCCUUUUGUAAAUGCUGAAGGAUUCAAAACUUCAGAUCAGGCAUUACCAGGAGCAUCUGUAGCUGGCAAUGAUUUUUUUAUCUCAAAAUACUCAGUCAAUCAACAUUCACAGUCCUUUGUACCAAUAGCUCCAAAACCUCCCAAUCAGACACCACGUUUGCGGGCAGAGAUGACUCAGACUUCUUGGACAAAUUCUAAUGCCUGCAAUUAUUCCCUUAGAAGGUUACCUCCCCUGUCUUCUCAAAUGAACACUGGAAAUAACUUGAGGAAUAUACUUCGGGAACCUCAGUAUGCCAUCACAAACGGUUACAGCGUGCAGGCGCAAAUACCGCAGCAUAAUUCCAUGAGAACUACAAUGUUGUAUCAAAAUAACAUUUAUUCCCAUAAUAAUUCAAUGUCUCUUGGUACAUCUGAGCAACAUGUCCAAAACCAAAUAUAUUAUCCCAACAGUCAGUUUAAAGUUUUACACUCACUGAAUCAAAAUACUGAAGCAAAUGUACAGCUGCUAAAAUAUCGACCAAGUCAGAUGGGAUCAGAAGCUCGUAGUGGAUGUUCUGCACCAUCUUUGUUGCCUGCCAACUGUGAUUCAAGAGCUGCAGCACAGUCUUCAAUAGGUGUACCACAGGCAGUUCAAAAUGUGCCUAAUGGAUGCACCCUUAGCCAACAGAGGCACCCAUCAGAUCCAACAAAUGCUUCUGGUUUUAACAGUGUUCAGCAGCACUGUCAGAAAUGGCGAUCUGGAGAAGUCAGCCAAUCAGUUAGCAAUGUCUGUAAUUCAGGUGGAAAUGUGACAGCAAAUCAGCCUUUUAAUCAAAUGUCUGUGCCAUCCCCUGGCAUUUCCAAACAACUGUAUGAUGAUGUGCAUGAAAUGGAAACUUUUUCUUCAGUGGCUGCUUCAAAGCCACUGAGUGAUCCUGCUUCAGUUCAAGAAAGCCAGACGAAUAAUUCGAUGAACGGGCCUGUGAAUUCUCAAAUUUCUUCAGCAACAGCAGAUGGAAGACCAAUUACGAAGGACAGACUAGCUUGGGAAGCUCAAAAGCUGCUCGCUAUUAAAAAAAAAAGUGUCCUGCUUGAAAGGUUGCAUCAUAUUAGAAGAAAACUCUUAACAGCUUCAGAACAUGACAAAAGUACUCCCCCACUUCCUGCAAGUUAUCAAGCUGCUCUUCAUAAUCAUCUUCAAUGGGUGCCCAACCAAAACAUACCACCUUCCCCAUCUGAAACAGUGAGGACAGAGUGUCCAAUACUUAACUCUUCACCCGAAGAAAGAAAUGACAAAAACAUAGCCAACGCUGAUAACAGAUUAGAGCUGACUCAAAAUAACCCUCAAGUGGAGCCAGGAAGCCUUUCACCAAGCUCUGUUCCUAUUCCCUCUCAGAGCAAACUUACAGCUCAGUUAAAUAAUCCUGAGAUCACUCCUGUCUUGGAACAAAGGGAUGCAUCUGCCUUGGCCUCUUCUCAAAAAGCUGCGACAUCCUUGAACAAUGCCUCAGGUUUUAGUCAAGUGAAUAGCUCUACCGAAAGUGCACCAAAGAAUGUGCCAGCUUACCCCAAGAACUCAUCAUUUUUUCAGUUUGUAAUGAGCAGCACAAAUAUAUUGAAAGAGAAGACAGCUGGUGCUACUGCUGAUAAAAUACUGACUAGUCUCCUAUGUAGUGAAAAACCACCGAGAGAUAUGUCUGUCUCAGGUGGAAGCUUACUAAAAGACACUAGUGAGAAGAACGUAGAAACUUUGAAAGGUGAGCAGGCAUUUAUGGUUCACACAAACUCUCCUGCAUCAGAAACAACUGAUUCUGGUGAAGCUAAAUUCCAGAGUGAUGUAGCUCAGAAAAAAACACCGUUUACUGAAGAUACAUCUUUUAAACAGAACAAUUAUAGUUACUCUGUGGAAGAGCUAGCUGCAUGCCUGGGCUUGUGGAGAAAGCAUCCAUCAGGAUCUGGAAGUGUACAAAAUAGCCAGUCAAAUGAAAGCCCCACAGCACGUCAGAUUUCACCUUGCAGCCAAAACACAAAAAACAGAGAACAGAAUAAUGUUGUGGUUAGUACAAAUGAAGCAAUUUUGCCUAUAACUGCUUCUGUAGCACAAAAGCUUGAUACAUUGACUUGCAAUUUGAUAAAAAGUUUUGAACUCCAAGUUGCAGUUGUCUCUCCUUUAGUACUUUCUGAACAGAAAACACAGAGUGAGGAGGCAGACAAAUGUCCAACAUCUGUAGUGAAAACCUCUCCGGUGAUUGACUUGGGAAGCACAUGUAGCUUGCAAGAAAAGGGGAAAAAUGGUUUAAGUGUGGUAAAUACUGAUAAAGGAACAGUAGAAAAUGUUCAGUCAUCACCCACUGGUUGUGUUCUGGUACAGAAAGUGGACUCAGAUUUGCAACAGACAGAAUCAGAUAAUGGAAACAGAAUAGUGAAAAACAGUGUGAGUGCAAAUGAUUCAUAUGACAAAAACCAAAGGAAAGUUAGUCAAUCUGCACAAGAUGCUGGAGAAAAUCUGCAGCUUGGAUUACAAAACAAGCCUUUUCUUCCUGAAUUGGGCAUAAAUUUUUCUAGCCAAAUCUUUCAAGAAGGUAUAAGAGACCAUAAAGACAAGCCACCUGUGUUAGAAACAGGAGAUACAUCCAGAGCUGUGUUGGAAGAACAGAUGUUUUGUAUUUCUAGUGUAUGUUCUCUUGUUGAAGGUGAUACAUUUUAUAAUGCACAAAUAGCAGGUAUCUUCAGGUCAGUCCCUGAGACACGUGCAUUAAAUGGUGCCUCAUCAGAACAAAAUGCAUCUGACCCAAAACAAAAGGAACAACAGCUGGAUUUGAAUAAAAAUGAGCUGAACAAUAACACUCCCCAAAGAGUGACCUUGUUGCAUAAGAUGGAAGAAACAUCAAGCUGCAUGAGUAAAGCAGGUAAGAUUUGCAAUGGUAUCACAACUAGCCAGUUGGGGAAAGAAAGCCGUGGCAAUCCUCUUAAAACAAUUUCUACCUCAGAACAAAAAACGUCAUUCAAUGCAUCUUUCAAGCAUCCUGAAAAUAGCUUGGAAAUUCUUGCUGGUAUGAACCAGCAAUUAGAUCAAAAUUCACUAGAUUUCUCAAUCAGUGUAACUGCUGAAACAGAUGUGUUCACUGUUCCAAGAGACAACAGUAACCAAAACCACAUGUCCAGUAGAAAUAGCACAGAAAAAGAGAUGAAUCUUUUGGGAACAGGACCUGUUAAAUGUCUAAAUAAUCAGCUGUCUGAACUAGUGAAAGAGUUUCCAUAUGGCAUUGAAGGUUCUGAUAUGCUAACAAAAGAACCAGUACGAAACGAUUCUGUGGCUGAGCAGAUGGACAAUCAACCUCAAAAAGAGACUCAAAUUUGUGACAAGAGUUCUCAUUUGAAGGAUCCAGUAGAUCAGAUAAAAAUUGCAGUGUUAAGCUCUGAUCAGAUGGAAGAACUGUUUCCUGAACACAAACAGUGUUCCUCUAGUGACAAGGAGAGAGUAGCAAGUCAACGGUCAGAAGAGGCAUCCGCUGAGGAGAACCUUGAAGGCACUAUGCAGCCUUGUCAGAAUCCAUGUGAGAAGAAAAAAAGAACACAGAAAACUUCCAACCCCAGGAAAAAAAAAGAUUGUUCUUUAAUGAGUUGUCUGUCUGCAGCAUGUAAAAUACCACAGUGCCCAUAUAAAGUUGGAACAUCUGGUUCAGAGAGAAAUGAUCAAUGUGCAAAAGCUGAAAAUACUAGCUCUGCAGAGAGACAAGAAAACAGCAGUAAAUCUGAUGCCGUAGUGAACUGUACAGAAGGAAACCUGAUUUCUGAAAAAAACCCAAACAGUGUUAGCAAAAAUAAAGAAGAUACUUGCAAAUACACCUCUGUGAUGAACAAACAAGCUAGUCUAAAGGUGAAUGAUGAAUACAAACUGGUUGCAACACAACAGGAAAAAAUUGGACCACUUAAUUCCUCUGAAAAUCGGGAUGUUGAUAAAUCUAAAAGGAGCCACUGGAAGGAAGAGCUGCAGGUCGACAGAGGAACCCCACUGAUAGGCAAAGGAUCUCAUUCUGACAAAAAAGAACAUCAGACAGGCUCAGAAGAGUUACCAGAGAAGGCAGGUCAUACAGAUGCAGACAACAUGACAAAGUCAUCCAAAAAGAGAGCUUUAAAAGAAGAGCCCCUUUCAAAAGAUAAAACCAAACCAGGUUUGGUCAUAAAAUCCAAAGCAGAUGUUUGCAAACUUAUGAAGUCAGAAACUGUUGAAAUUAAGCAUGCUGAAGCCAAUCAAGGACAAAAAAGUAAAACCUGUGGAGAGAACUCAGCUGAAGAACAGAACUGGAGGAAACAAAAGGAGAUGCUUGGGCAAGAUGCAGGAAUUAACAUAAAAGAGAAAGCCAAAUUAUCAGCAGAAAUAGAACAUGAAAAGCUGAAUAGUUAUUGUGUUGAUGCUGUAAUGUUCCCAAAUUUUGGCACUGUAGACUUAAAGUCAAGAAACUCCAAAUAUUCUCAGCAUAAAUCUAUGAAAGUUCAUCCUUCACAGGAGCAGUCGUACAAACGGAAGAGGAGGGAAAAUAUGAUUGGGAAGAGAGACCCUAAGAAAACAAAGGUGGAAGAGGAAAGACUGAAACAAUCUGAAGUAAAGAAUUCCAAGCAGCUUUCAUAUAAUUACCUGAUAAAUACUGACAAAGGUAAAAAAUUGAAUGGAGAAAAUGUCUGGAAACCAAAGAGUUCAUUAGCAGAUCGCUCUGUGCUUAAACUACAGAGAAGAAGGGCUCGAUCUUCUAACAUCUCUAAAAACUACUUUUCUAACAAAGAGAGAUGUCUUGAUGCUCAAAACAAAGACAAGUGCUCUGAGAAAAUGUUUCCUGAUAAAAACCUGCUAUAUUUAAAUAGAAGAAAUAGCAGAUUGAAAUUACAUCUUCAAAAGGAACCAAAAAAGCAAUACCUGAACAGAGUCGCAUUUAAACGUAUGGCACAGGAACGCAUAUAUCUGACAAAAUUAGAGACAUCACCUGUCAGACCUGUCCGGCAUAUAAAGCCCAAAGUGUCACAAAAAAGCCCAAGUGUGAAAAGAGGUGCUUCUGUCUCAGAAAUUGAGAAAUCAUGCAAACUGGAAGUACUUGAAUUUAAGCUGUGUCCAGAGAUACUGUUCAGAAAUCCAACCACUGAUGAAGAAAGCUUAUCUGCAAAGAAUUCCCUGGAGAGAGAGAAAGUCAUUGUGGCAGGUGUCAAGAGUAAGAAAGAAGAUUGGUUAAAAUGUGGUCCAGUGAAGCAAAAAAAGCUGGAAGAGAUCUCUACAGACAGCUGCUCAGAGGAAAAUACCUGCAAGGAGCAGCAUUAUGGCUACAAGGAGUACCUACAGGGAACAGCGUAAAAAGCCUGAAGACCAUCUGCUCCAUAGAAGAAGCUGUCUGGAUACGAGCAUAAAUAUCGCAUGUUAACAUCAAACAUGUUGGAGAUCGAGCUGGCUUGGCACAGACCUGCACAGCAGAGGACCAAACGUGGCUGUCUCUGGUCCCGUCUGCUUCACCUGGGGGCAACUCCACCAACUGCAAUAUAAACGGGCAGCUCAGCAGAAGAGCCAACAAGAGAAGCUUUUUGUAGGUAAACCUGCUCUUGCUCCUCAGUGUUUCUGCUCUGCACCUCACGCAACUAACUAUGGCUGAACCUGUUCUGAUGUACAAGUACAACCAAAGCAAAUUUCUUUUCUGGUAAGACCUUAAACAGCUACAGGCAAGACUUAAACAUGCAUGAGUCCCUAAGCCUUAGAUUUUAAAAUGCUGUUAUGACAAAAAGAUACCCUUUAUAGAAAGGGUAUGGGGAAGAGAGCUUGAAUAAAGCACAAAAUUAUGACAUGCUUUAAUAUUUAGUGGUGACUAUAUAUACAAAUAAGGUUUGUUCUAAGGGUUUAAUGGCUCUGUAAACUUUGUUGAUUUUGUGGUAUUAGUGUUGAAAGACAUCUUUAUACUCUGCUAUAACAAAAUAUUCGGGGUAAGUCAGUGCUGUCUCUCACGUAGGCAUAUUUUGAAAAAGCUUCACCUGAUAUAAUGAACAGUAUGAAAGAGAUGUUUAGUAAUGACCGUAUCCUGAGGAUACUUGUACUAGAUUUAUUUGUGAACACUAGUCCCAGAAUGCUUUUGACUUGUAUUAAUUUGUCACUGAGGUGAUAGGUUUUCGUACACAGCGUAAAGAAAGGCUCUCAGGGAAAAAAAAAUGGAGUAAGAUGAGAAGUCCCACUGCUGUCUGGUGGGGAUGCACUCUGUGCUGGGUUGGUGCAAGUGGCUUUCAGCUUUUCUGUGCUCCUGGGGUGUUUUGUUGCAAGGGAGAUAAGAAACUGCAGAGAGUUUUCUGCCGUGUUUUGAUGAGAACCUCACUUACUCCACUGGUCUGUGAGUUGGAAACAGAAGGGUCAAAUGCAUAGUCAACGAUGACUAGAUGUAUGGAUGCUAGAAGUGCAAGUGCUCUUUCUUAUACAGAGCUGGUUAGAGGUCUUCCUAGGAUUUCAGCAGAAUAAAACCCUGUUGUCUUU
Tyto alba (common barn owl) is the source of this 6875-nucleotide messenger RNA. It is a transcript of the gene RESF1, whose product is annotated as retroelement silencing factor 1. Gene Ontology annotation, molecular function: histone methyltransferase binding. Gene Ontology annotation, cellular component: nucleus. The record is from RefSeq and is a predicted model, not a curated record. Bases 207 to 5720 code for a protein of 1837 amino acids. The transcript has 5 exons. NCBI's taxonomy places the organism in Eukaryota, Metazoa, Chordata, Aves, Strigiformes, Tytonidae.